AUGUCCGACGCGGUCGUCUCUCCCCAACCAACUCUCACUCCCGCUUCCUCUACCCUCGCUCCUCCUGUAGACCCCUCUCGGCCAUCCUCUGCGGGCUCCAACCGGUCCUCUUCCUCUCGGCGCGGUCGAUCGAAAAAUGGCUCGUCCAACAAUUCCAACAUGUCACGGUCAGGCUCUCACUCGUCGAGAGGUCCGAGCGAGAAUGGUAGCCGCAACGGAGGCUCGAAGCCUUUGUCGGGCGGUACCAGCCUAGGUGUCAAGUCAGAGGAGGGCAAGAAGGGGCGGAACAAGAAGGGUGGUGGAAAGAGCGGAGCUACUACCCCUCGAGAGGACGCGCCGAAGGACGAGAAGAAGGGGAAAUCUGGCAAAGGCGGUCGUCCAGCCCCUAUCGCCAUUCCCGGUGCCUCCUCCCCGGGCCGGACAGCAUCUCAAUCAUCCGAGAAGGCUAAAGGCGAUCAGGAUUCGCAGUCCGCGUCUGGUCCGCGUUCGCUCACCGCCGUCAUGUCCCCACCCAAAGCAGCCAUCGAUGCUGCGCGCGAUGCCGUCAAGCAGAAAAUGGGCGGAGAUGCCCUCAGCAGUCUUCAGAAGAUGAUCUCGGAUCUGAAGACGCUGCCUCCAGGGACUACCCCCGCACCGACCACCGGAUCCACUGGGACUUCCAACAAUGGGUCCCGGUCUGUCAGUGGCCGAGACGCCAAGGACACGUCGAAAUCCCCUCCUCCGUCCAACUCUCCCCUGUCUGGCCCCAUGAGCAAUAACAAGCUCAAGGCGGACGCACCUACCUUCACUCCCUCCGCCAAACCCACCCGGUCGCCGAUGGGCAUCUCGCCCAUCGAGCAGCCAAAUCUCCCUCGCGCACCGUCCGGGCAGCACCGCUCCAUGUCGAUGAGCAGCGAGCGGAACCGCCGGACGUCCACCUCAUCCUUCCACGGUAUCGCCCCCCUCAACCCCCUUGCUUUCAACCCAUCUCCGCAAGCGGCAUUCCCCGCCGCACUCCCACACUUCCCACUUGUUCCUGCGGCUUCGGGGCCAUACGGCUCGCUCGGGGGUCUGACCGAGACCGAAGAGUACCACCCCGAGGGCUACGGCGACCAGUAUCAGCAGCUCCUCGCCGCUCAGCGAAUCCAGUACCAGCAGAUCCAGCUGCUCCAGGCACAGAUCUCGGCCAACCAACUCGCUCAGCAGCAAGCCCAGGCGCAGCAGUACCAGAUGGGUCUUGCUCCCCGCUUCCGAGCGUUGGCGGAGCAGCGGCAAGCCCAUGUCACCCAGCAGCAAGUCGCUGCUCUGACCCAGGCCCAGCAGGUGUACGACAUGCAGCAGCAGGCUCUGCUGGCGGUCGAGGAUGCCAGGCAGCGGGCGGCGCAGGCGACGCUCCGCAACCCUCCUCCUGUGUUUGAGGAGGAUGAUGAGCCCGACCGUGUCGGUGGCUUCAGGAUGGACGGGCUGUCGCACGGCGGUGGAAGGGAGCAGAUGAACUCGUCUUUCAGCUUUGGCGCCAAGCGCCGGGAAUCUAUCGGCGAUCGCGGACCUGCUCAGACACACAGUGCUAUUCGGGUGGAUCGGAGCCAGGGAAUCGGUGGAGCCGAAGCGACUGGUCUGGCGGGGCUCGCAGCUCGCGCUCACAGGCGCACUGGGAGCGAGUUGACCCCGGCCAUGCAGCAGCAGCUCGAGCUGCAAAGCCAGAUUGAAGCGCUCCAGGCGAAGCAGAAGGCGCUCCAGCAAGAAGAAGCAGCGGCCAAGCGAAACGGCGGAUCCUCCUUCAGCCAGAUGGACCAAUUCGUCAAGCCCUCCGCCCAGCUUCGGGGUCAUCGUCGAGUCCAGUCUAGCGCAAUGUCGUCUGCCGCUGGUGACGCCUUUACCUCAUACGACGAAGCCGCUCUCCUGGAGGCGAUGCGUCCUACCUCGCGUACUCUCAACGACAUGCCGCCUCCGCCCGUCCCUACCAGCCACAGUCGGCGACACAGCGUGAACGUCUUCGCCAAGGGCGCCGGCGCCGGCUCCGGCUUUGGCGCCGUCGAGGAUAUUCCGGAGGAUGGGAAUAUGCCUAUUGGUGGUGGACAUCACCGGUCCGGCAGUCGGGGCGGCAGCGGCUUUGAGUCUGGGAACUGGCGAUCCAUCAGCCAGGUCGGCCAGAAUGGCCAGAACCAGGGCCAGGGACAGGUCACCGAUCUGGCUUCGGCCCAGGCCCAGCUUCAGUCGCUCGCGCAAUUCCGAGCCGCUGCUGGCGGGGGGCACAACCGGAUGGCCUCGUUCGCUCUGCCAAACAUGCUUCCGAACUUGCUCGCUGCAACCACCCUUUCCAGUCCCGGCGGUACCAACCUCUGGCAGCAACAACAGGCUUUCCAGCUACAACUCCAACAGAACGCCUCGGGACCCCAGCGGAAGUCCCUUUUCGCGCCAUACCUUCCUCAAGCGUCCCUCCCGCCCCUUCUCCAGGCGGGCAAGCUCGUCGUCGGAAUCCUCCGAGUCAACAAGAAGAACCGGUCUGACGCAUACGUCGCUACCGACGUCCUCGAGGCGGACAUCUACAUCUGCGGGUCCAAGGACCGGAACCGUGCCCUUGAGGGCGAUAUUGUGGCGAUCGAGUUGCUGGAUGUGGAUGAGGUGUGGAAUACCAAGAAGGACAAGGAGGAGAAGAAGAAGCGGAAGGAGGAGAAUAGCAUUUGGGAUCUCAAGCCUGCGGAUCGGAAGAGGGUCGAGAAGAAGAAGGACGACGUGGAGGUUGAGGGGCAGGGAUUGUUGUUGGCGGAGGAAGAAUUGGUGGAUGAUGUCACCAAGCCUCAGUUUGCGGGUCACGUCGUCGCUGUGGUCGAACGCAUGCCCGGGCAACUCUUCUCUGGUCAACUUGGCGUCCUUCGUCCGUCCAGCGCGGCCACCAAGGAAAAGCAAGACCUCGAGCGGAAAGAACGCGGAGACGAUCGGAGGCGAGACGAGCCCGAAUCCCGGCCCAAGAUUGUCUGGUUCAAGCCCACCGACAAGCGCGUACCGCUCAUUGCGAUCCCGACGGAGCAGGCGCCGGAAGACUUUAUCGAGAAGUCCGACAAGUAUGGGGACAGGCUGUUUGUGGCUACUAUCAAGCGAUGGCCGAUUACCAGUCUGCACCCGUUCGGAACGCUCGUCGAGGAGCUCGGACCCAUCGGGGACCCCGAAGUCGAAACGAGCGCCCUGCUCAAGGAUUGCAACUUCCCCACGGAAGAGUUCCCGGACCAGGCGCUCAAGUGCUUGCCCCCGACACCGUGGACUAUCCCCGAUAGGGAGUUUGAAGUUCGCCAGGACCUCCGAGAAGACCGUGUCUUUACAAUCGACCCAACUAGCGCUUCGGACCUGGAUGACGCGCUGUCGAUCAAGAAGAACGAUGAUGGGACCAGUACGGUCGGCGUGCAUAUUGCAGAUGUCUCCUACUUCGUCAAACUGAACACUGCUCUGGAUCGCGAAGCCCGCAAGCGCGGAACAUCAGUCUAUCUCGUUCAGCGCGCAGUACCUAUGCUCCCGCCCACACUAUCGGAAGAGUUCUGUUCCCUUCAGCCCGGAGUGGACAGGCUGGCGUUCUCGGCGUUCUUCCAGAUCGACAAGGAGGGGCGGGUGGUGGAUAAGAGCUAUGCGAGGACGAUCAUCAAGUCCUGCGGUAAAAUGACGUAUGCGGAAGCUUCGGAGGGUAUCAACUCGGGAGAUCUACCAGCGUCAAAGAUUCACGGAGAUGGCAAAGCUGUGGGAAGUGACAUCAAAGCCCUUCAUGAACUUGCAACCAAGCUACGAGCAAGGCGAUUAGAGUCCGGCGCAAUGACUUCCGAUCGCAAGAUCAAGGUCUCGUUUAUCCUCGACGACAAGUCCGAUCCGGUCGAUGUCAGCGACUAUCAGCGAACCGAAGCCAACAUACUCGUCGAAGAGUUUAUGUUGCUCGCCAAUACCAGCGUUGCCCACCUUAUCGCUAGCAGUCUCCCCGAACAAGCUCUCCUGCGGCGCCACGAACCGCCCGUCGAACGCCGGAUUGAGAACUUUGUCAAGCGCGCAGAGAAGCUCGGGUACAAGAUGGACGGGUCGUCUGCUGGCGCGCUGCAAAAGUCGUUCGAGGAUAUCUCGGAUACAGAGGCGGCGCUUUGUCUGGAGUUGCUCAAGAAGAAGGCUAUGACUUCUGCGAGAUACUUCUGCUCGGGCAUGCUGGAUAUUGCCAAGUAUGGGCAUUGGGCUCUCAAUGCGCCGCUUUACACCCACUUCACUGCUAGUUUUCUCGCUUGCAUGUCUCCUAUCCGCAGGUACGCCGAUGUCAUCGUCCACCGUAUGCUCGAAGCUUGCAUCACAUCUCCCAAUCGGGACGACGUCAAAUUCCUGAUGGACCGAGACCAAGUUGCCAAGAUCUCGCAGCAGUGUAAUGUCAAGAAAGCCGGCGCUCUGUUGGCCGAGGAACAGUCCAUCCACUUGCACUUGUGCAUGCUGAUCCACGACUUGACGAUGAAGUAUGGGCCGGUUGUCAGGGAGGGUAAAGUGACGGGUGUGAUGGACAAUGCGUUUGACGUGAUUGUUCCUGAGUUUGGGAUAGAGAAGCGGGUUCAUGCGGACAAGAUGCCGCUUGAGAAUGCCGUCUAUGACGAGCACAAGGAUGUCUUGUCGAUGUACUGGACAACCGAGGGUAUCCUCUCCUUCCUCAUCGCCACGUCUGACGAUCCCUCCAUCGUCUCCAUCUCCCGCCAGGCACUCACCAUGUCUCGCUCCACCUCUCCUCAGACCACAACCGGACCCGCCGCCAAGUCGAAGCAGUACGCCCUAUCCGCGAGCCGCCCAACACCGGCCUUCCAGGGUCUGCGGUCGACCGGCAACUCAGCGCACAGGAUACAGGACGUGAGGGAGUUGAUGACGAUCCCGGUGGUGGUAAUGGCGGAUAUGACCAAGAGUCCGCCGGUCAUGAUGAUCUACGCGUGCAAUCCAUACGCAUCAUGA
Messenger RNA from Dioszegia hungarica, 4935 nucleotides. RefSeq names its product putative SSD1 protein. Gene Ontology annotation, cellular component: exosome (RNase complex); P-body. The record is from RefSeq and is a predicted model, not a curated record. The coding region runs from base 1 to 4935 and encodes 1644 amino acids. The transcript has 16 exons. Lineage: Eukaryota; Fungi; Basidiomycota; Tremellomycetes; Tremellales; Bulleribasidiaceae. Gene Ontology annotation, molecular function: 3'-5'-RNA exonuclease activity; RNA binding.